Cladocopium goreaui is the source of this 429-nucleotide messenger RNA. NCBI's taxonomy places the organism in Eukaryota, Dinophyceae, Suessiales, Symbiodiniaceae. The record is from the annotation of a GenBank genome assembly.
AUGCUGAUCAUGGACGCUGGCGUCACGGUCUUCGCGGAGGGCCUGGCCGGAAAUGUGCAGAAGGGCUUCGGCAUGGGAUCGAAGAAGAUCACGCCGGUGGAGGAAGUUAACACUACCUUCAACGACGUGAAAGGGUGUGAUGAGGUGAAGGAUGAGUUGCAAGAGAUCAUUUUGUACCUCCGAGACCCGGAUCGCUUCACACGCCUUGGCGCCAAGUUGCCCAAAGGCGUGAUGAUGAGUGGUUCUCCUGGUACGGGCAAGACACUCCUGGCACGCGCCAUUGCGGGUGAAGCAGGGGUGCCCUUUUUGCAGGCACGGUUGGUGAAACCAGGUGCUUGUCGGUGUGCUGGUGUCAACAAGAAAGAUAGAUCCCCAUCCCAAAAUGAGGAAUUCACCAGGCAAAAUUGGCAUUCAACCAUGAAACAUUAA